Solea senegalensis (Senegalese sole) is the source of this 986-nucleotide messenger RNA. RefSeq names its product golgi transport 1Bb (gene golt1bb). The coding region runs from base 40 to 456 and encodes 138 amino acids. The transcript has 5 exons. Gene Ontology annotation, cellular component: endoplasmic reticulum; membrane. The record is from RefSeq and is a predicted model, not a curated record. Gene Ontology annotation, biological process: endoplasmic reticulum to Golgi vesicle-mediated transport; retrograde transport, endosome to Golgi. NCBI's taxonomy places the organism in Eukaryota, Metazoa, Chordata, Actinopteri, Pleuronectiformes, Soleidae.
UGGUUGAUCUUCUAGUGAAUCGCUGCCAACACCGCCGCCAUGAUCUCCCUCACUGACUCGCAGAAAAUUGGAAUGGGGCUGACCGGGUUUGGGGUGUUUUUCCUUUUCUUUGGGAUGAUGCUGUUUUUCGACAAAGCCCUCCUCGCCAUUGGAAAUAUUCUGUUCGUCUCUGGUCUUUCCUUUGUCAUUGGGCUGGAGCGCACAUUCAGAUUCUUCUUCCAGAGACACAAAGCAAAAGCCACUGGUUUCUUCCUGGGAGGAGUGUUUGUGGUCCUGAUUGGCUGGCCAAUCAUCGGCGUUGUCUUGGAGAUUUAUGGUUUCUUCCUCUUAUUCAGGGGUUUUUUCCCGGUGGCGGUCGGCUUCAUCAGACGAGUACCUGUGCUCGGCUCUUUGCUCAGUUUACCAGGAAUCAGUUCGCUGGUGGACAAAAUUGGGGAGAGCAACACGAUGGUAUAACAGUGGGCUGAAGAGUGUCAGUAUUUAUCAUGGCUUCUAAUAGUGUAUAUUUUGGUUUUUGCCACUACAUUACUGUGAACCAACAUUUCUGUUCUGCACAGAAGACACACUUUUAUCUGUGGACAUUUGACUAGCAUGAAGUUUCUCCUGUCGGAGGGGAAACAGUUUUGUAUCUGACUGCCACAUGGACACAGUUACCGCAGUUUUUUUUUACAAUAAGGUCAGAAGAAGGUCUCUCCCUCUUUUUUUUUUAAUCAUUCCAGUUUGAUAUUGAUGGACUGAUCAUGUGGGACCACUGGAUCUAUUUGUAGCAUCCACUCCUUCAGACUACGUGCCUGCAAAGUCACUGAGAGCAUUGUUGAUUUCCUCCAUGACGUGUUACUGCAAUUUUGUACAUUUGAGAUGAACAAGUGAAAAUGUCACUGACGUAAAGAAGAAACCUGAGCUGUUGUAGAAAAAAGAUGUUGUGGAGAAGUUUUACUGUAACUUUUGUAAGUGUGUAUUUGAAAUAAAUUGUCUUUCAUAAUUUG